Anopheles funestus (African malaria mosquito) is the source of this 648-nucleotide messenger RNA. RefSeq names its product homeobox protein Hox-B3-like. NCBI's taxonomy places the organism in Eukaryota, Metazoa, Arthropoda, Insecta, Diptera, Culicidae. Bases 86 to 535 code for a protein of 149 amino acids. The transcript has 2 exons. The record is from RefSeq and is a predicted model, not a curated record.
UAGGAACAAUCGUCCAGCCACCACAUUCUGUCGAGUGGCGUUCGAUUGUAAGGGUAGAACUUGCUAAACAACAGCACUGUACAAGAUGCGCGCUUUCCAAGUUGCCUUCGUGUGUGUGACCCUAGUGGCUGUGGUACUGGCUGAAGCACCACUGCCCGGUGGUUUCGGUGGCAAUGGUGGCUACGGCAAUGGCGGUGGCAAUGGUGGAUACGGUGGUAAUGGUGGCGGUAACGGUGGCGGUGGUGGUUCUGGACCAGUGCUACAGAAACCGACCGGUCCACAAACGAUGGAAGGUUUGAUGAUCGAUCCUCAGCUGCUGGAACAGGUGAAGAUGGUACUGCUGCAGCACGAAAGCGAAUCUGCCUCCGGGAACGGUGGUUCGAACGGUGGCCCUAGCUCAUCGUACGGUCCACCACGCAACACCGACCGUAUCGUUGGUCUGAUGCUUGAGCAACCCGUCCAGAGCAUCCAUCUGGCUGAGUACUGGCAGGGUGAUCAACAACCUCCCACCAAUACUUAUGGACCACCGCAGUAGAUGUAGCAUGGCCGGGAUACGAACACAGAAUUUAAGUAGAAAAUGAAAACAAGAAGAAGCAAAAAAAAUUGAAAAAUAAAUAGAAAAUUUGUCACCGUUAAAAAAAAAUUAGA